AUGUCUCAGCAAUUUCCUGCUCGCCCAGUUGUCGCUCCUCUACAGUCCUCCAGUGCCCAGAUCUCCAGCUACAGCAGCAGCUCAAGCCUCGCCUCGCCCUCUCCCCAGUCCGCAGCGCCUCUCUCCUCGCCAACCAUGCCAAAUUCCCAGCAGCAGCAAUUCUUUGGCUCUCUGAACCAGCCUCAGCAACAACAGUCCCAGCAGCAGCAGCAGCAGCAACAACACCCAAUGCAGCUCCAGAGACAUCCCAGCUACGAGUACCAUCCCAACAGACAAGGAGCUGGUGCAACUCAGAACGAGACCGCAGCAUACCUGAACUCAGCAGCUUUGCUGGCAGAGGCGGCGAAACGUGCCUCGAUACAAGUCGUUAUGAGGGACAUCGAAGAGAUGGAACUCUAA
This is a messenger RNA of Macroventuria anomochaeta, 399 nucleotides long. RefSeq lists its product as uncharacterized. The record is from RefSeq and is a predicted model, not a curated record. The transcript has a single exon. Lineage: Eukaryota; Fungi; Ascomycota; Dothideomycetes; Pleosporales; Didymellaceae. The coding region runs from base 1 to 399 and encodes 132 amino acids.